Messenger RNA from Abrus precatorius (Indian licorice), 291 nucleotides. RefSeq names its product auxin-responsive protein SAUR32-like. The record is from RefSeq and is a predicted model, not a curated record. Lineage: Eukaryota; Viridiplantae; Streptophyta; Magnoliopsida; Fabales; Fabaceae. Gene Ontology annotation, biological process: response to auxin. The transcript has a single exon. Bases 1 to 291 code for a protein of 96 amino acids.
AUGCUUAGGUCUUUUGUGGGGAAAAUACAAAAGGGUCUCUCACUAAUUGUGCCACUGGAAACUGCAAAUGUGGUGCCGAAUGAUGUUAGGAAAGGUUAUUUUGCUGUUCUUGCAAUCAAAGAUGGAGAAACUAAAAGGUUUGUUGUAGACUUAGACUACUUGACUGAUCCUGCAUUCUUGGGACUCUUGGACCAAGCUCAAGAAGAAUAUGGUUUCAGACAGAAGGGAACUCUUGCAGUCCCUUGUCGGCCUCAGGAAUUCCAGAAGAUUCUAGAUGGUUGGAGAACCUAG